ACCAGUUGGUGGCGGUAAUGGAUCAAUUCAUUGUUUGCCAACUGCUAAUAAACCUCAGAAGAAGACGAAGAAGAAGAAUGAAUUUCAGCUAGCUAGCCAUAGACAGUUGACAAUACACUUGCGUAAAACCAUCCAUGUCAAAACACAAAAAGGAUAUUCAAAGUCUUGUGCUGCUUUCGUGCACAUACAGGGAUACACCAGCUUACCUGCCGACCUACUGUGAAUCGCUGGCUCAGUGACUAUCCCAGAAGACUUUGGCACCAUUGUGUGCCAGUUACUUACAAGACCUGGGGAUUUCUGAAUCCAGAAGAUGAACGGUCUGUCCAUACGAGAGCUAUGCUGCCUGUUCUGCUGCCCCCCUUGCCCCAGUCGCAUUGCAGCCAAACUGGCUUUCCUCCCACCAGAACCCACCUAUGCCCUUAUCCCUGACCCAGAUCCAGGUUCUGGUACGGGGACUGCUGGAUGCAGCUCUGGAGCUGCUCUGCCAUCACUUGGAGCCCCAGGGCUGCGAUCCCGGCUGAGUACUGGUAGCGGGGGUGACAGAGGAGGAGCAGGAGGAGAGUUCCAGUAUUCGCAGAGAGAGCUGGAUGUGACGGACGUAUUCCUGACCAGGUCCAGCCGAGGGAACAGGGUGGGAUGCAUGUACAUUCGCUGUGCCCCCAAUGCCAGGUUUACAGUGCUGUUUUCCCAUGGUAAUGCAGUAGACCUGGGCCAGAUGAGCAGCUUCUACAUCGGCUUAGGUACACGCAUCAACUGCAACAUCUUCUCCUAUGAUUACUCAGGCUACGGUGUUAGCACUGGCAAGCCCUCUGAGAAGAACCUCUACGCUGACAUUGAUGCUGCGUGGCAUGCCCUGCGCUCUCGGUAUGGCAUCAGCCCUGAGAACAUCAUUCUGUAUGGGCAGAGCAUUGGCACAGUGCCCACGGUAGACUUGGCAUCACGGUUUGAGUGUGCUGCUGUGGUCCUCCACUCUCCUCUUACCUCCGGCAUGAGAGUGGCCUUUCCUGACACCAAGAAAACAUACUGUUUUGAUGCCUUUCCUAACAUAGAGAAAGUGUCAAAGAUCCCGUCUCCAGUCCUCAUCAUCCACGGUACAGAGGACGAGGUGAUCGACUUCUCUCACGGCCUUGCCCUGUUUGAGCGCUGUCCCAAGGCCGUGGAGCCCCUCUGGGUGGAGGGAGCCGGUCACAACGACAUUGAGCUUUACAGUCAGUACCUGGAGAGGCUACGGCGCUUCAUCAACCAGGACCUGGCUGCACAGCAUGCCUGAGAAUCAGCAUCCUCUCUGCGUUUGUAUGAAUGAGACUGGUGUGUACGUGUGUGUGUGAAUAUGAAUGAGAAACGGGAUGUGUGAGUGAGAAUUAGACCUAAAAAGGAUGUGUGAUUUCUGUCACAUCUGUGUGUCUUUGAAGCAGCACACCUUUUAGGUUCAUUAUCACAACGUACCUGUUUCCUAUUUUAAAAGGUGAGAAAUUUAUUUUGUCAUCAUUAUCUAUAUCCAUCUGUAUGGUGUGUAGUGAAACGCUAAAAAUAAGAACUGAGAUGAAACAGCGCCACAAAUGUGGUUUUUAAGGUGGGAAAAACUCUAAAUUGCAGCUUUUAAAAUGUUUACUCGCAUGAACUAAGAAAGAAUAGAGAUCUGCUUUGUCCUAAAGACACACAGAUGUAAUGUUUAAUUGUGAUGUGUGAAUCAUGGAUGUGAGUGUUGAGUGUGUAUUCAUAAUAUCUCCAUGGGACUGUGACACCUGAAUAAUGUGUGCACAUGCUUAUGUGUGUGUGUGUAUGAGUGAGGCAGUGCUGUAAGACAUGGACAUCCUGAUGACUUGGACAGCUGCAAAUGGAGGAGGCUACUGGAGACUUAUCAAUGUUGGUGGGUUUUUUUUUUUUCUUUUUGUGGGGACGUAUGAAUACCUCUGCAGCUUGACCAGUUCUCUCUCUAGUGGACAAACACUGGUCAAGCCUCCUCCUCCUCCUCCCCAUUUACCUGUUUAAGGGACAUCCAUCUGACUUCCAGGGCAUUUCCCAAGUUGUUGUUCAGCUAACACUAACCUACUAUAUUUAAGUGGUUUGGGGGUCCAUCUCCUUUCCUUUGGUGUCAGUUACGACAGAUACACAAGGACUAAGUCUGAAAUACUGCCAUAACUUGUAUGGCUGGGGGGUGUCUCACGCCGUCCACUCCCUCAUAUCUGACUCUUGAAAUUUCGCAGAACAGCCAACUUCUGCUUUAUUUCCUGGCUGCGCUGUAGCUUUAACUAUUCACUGUCCACAGAAUCAGUGCAAUUUAUAGGAAAUUGCUUUGAUUUCCUCUCUUUGCUUUUAUUGCCCAGUUCUACAUAUUCUGAGCAAGAAUGAUGGUGAGUUUGAAACGGCACCAGGGCUUUGAGAGCCACACUGAGGAUAUCUCUGGGUAGGUGGAGAUUCCUGUGGCAUUGAUCAAACAGAUACUGUAUAGAAGUGCAGGUUUAGUCUGUACUUUGUGUCACAUUAGAUCAGUUGGUUCUAAACACAGGGCUGCAGCUCUUAGUGUUUGCUGAUGUGUGAGGUUUAAGGCUUGGGUAGACUGUGCUGAUGAAAUAGCAGCAGGCAUAUUUAAAGGAAUAGUUAGAUAGUGUGGAAAUGUGCUUACUUGCUUUUUUGUUUAGAGUUAGAUUUAGAAGACUUAUCACUAAUGCGGAGACUCCAGAAAGCUACUUUGCACAUAACUUUUAUCCUAUCCAGCUAACUGGCUGCAGGAUUAAGCAUCAUACUGUACCGUACUGACAGAGUGGUAGCGAUCUUCUCAUCUAACCCUCGGCAAGAAACUGUCUUCCCACUGUCAAAGUAUUCCUUUGAAUCUGAAGCUCAGUUGUCAUGGAUGUUUGUGAAUAAUCUGUAGUCUCAUCUGGUUAACAGACCCUAUUGGAGCCUGAUGUUUUGGUUGGAUUUGGAGGCUUUAAAGGCAAAAUAGUUGCUCAGUUCAAACUAAUCAUGCUUCAUCUGAAUCAUAAGGAUUAAGUUCCAGUCUUACCGUACGGUUUGUUUUCCAAGUCUUGUUCCAGUAGAAUUCGUCACUGGAGUUCGACAGCCUCCUGGUCAAAGGCACCCUCAGCACGCUUUCCUUUCUCCUUACAUUUUUUUGUCUUGACCAUAGAUUGAUUGUCUCAGAACCAUGCGUGCCCAUGUUAUGACUAAUGAUGUGACGCGCCAGGAUGGAACAUCAUGCUUACUGUUUAACCUCUGUGGCCCUAAAUGUACAGGAGCUCUUUUAUGGGUGGCAGCAUGCUUCUUGUCUGACACAAGCCAUAUUUGAGCCUCUCACUGUUGGUGUGGUGCAGGUUCCACCACACGCACCUUUGCACAUCACCGCACACACACUCCAACACAACAUACACAUGCAUACACACAAAAUCCAUGUACUGUUGUAGACGGUAUAUUUACAUGUUUAUAUAUAUAUCAGAUCGAGCAUGACAGAAGCAGGUCUUAGGUUCAGCACUAUUGUACAAAGCAUCCAAAGUGUAAUAAGGGUAUAAAAUGUAAAUUUGUGUGUUCACCAUUAUUAUUGACUGUCUUCUACAGGCCAGCAUCAAGGAUACUAGCUUCCCGUUUGAAUAAGUACUAAUAAGCCCUGUGUGUGUAGACCUGAAAAAGUACUGGAACUGGUUUAUGGUCACAGGCUAGCACCACAUUUCCCAUCUACACUCUUGUGUUUGCUGCACAUCGGUUGCAGUGACAGUAGCUGUUUUGUUAAAGGGAACUUGCAGUACUGAACAAGCACUGAUCGGAUUACUCCAUUUUGGGAGUACACGUGGGUCUUAGUAAAUGGUGGAAAGGUUACCAGACACUGCUUGCUUACUUUCAUCAUUUCAAACAGGGAAUCCCUCAAUUCUCAUCCUGUGCUUUGUGUCUCUGAUAUUUAAACAAUGAAGACCUGCUACCAUCUUGACCCAGGGAUCGGAGCUGUCAGAAGCUUUAGAGAGAGGUACUGCCUCUCUCUGAAACGUAAGCCUUAGCUUUUCCUGGACAGGUCGUGUUAUCAGGGAAACCACUAGAUCCACUUUUCAUUCCUGAGCUUUGGUUCAAGAAACAGGGUGGAAACUUUCCAUUUUAUUGAUGCACCACUUUGAUCAACAUAUAUUGUGUCCUCUGGCCCUGAAUAUCUAUUGAUGGGGGUAGGGGUCGAACAGUGAAAACUGUAUGCAUGUCUCGUGUUUUUCUGAGCAAGUGGCGAAGUGGGAUGUUAUCGCUUAUGUAUUCUAUGUGAGGGUAAAGCUGAAAUCAUGUCAUUGAACAUCAAAGUGCUUAAAAAAACGGGAUGUUUGAAUUUUUUAUUGCUCAUACUAACUGAUGUAUUGUUAUGAAUUUUGUGCUAGUUUUUGAAUGGGGCAGUGGUGGGCAGGCGGGCGGGCGGGGGCUAAAAAAUAUUAGUGGACUGUUUAUAUGGUUACUGUACUUACAUAUUCUUUGUAUUAUGAUUUGUAAUUUUAUGUUGCUUUUUUGAACAGAAUAUGAUGUAAUGAAAUUAAUUCAUGGGACUGAAUCUUGACCUUUUUAUG
Messenger RNA from Monopterus albus (swamp eel), 4532 nucleotides. RefSeq names its product protein ABHD17A-like. Gene Ontology annotation, molecular function: palmitoyl-(protein) hydrolase activity. Gene Ontology annotation, biological process: regulation of postsynapse organization; protein depalmitoylation. The record is from RefSeq and is a predicted model, not a curated record. Bases 311 to 1270 code for a protein of 319 amino acids. The transcript is spliced from 6 exons. Lineage: Eukaryota; Metazoa; Chordata; Actinopteri; Synbranchiformes; Synbranchidae. Gene Ontology annotation, cellular component: plasma membrane; endosome membrane.